AUGGAGCCCUCAACGCCCUCCCGUCCGCCCAAGGACAUCGAAACGGCCUACACCAGGCCACUGGAGCCGGAGUCACCGGCCAAUUUUGUCGCUGGAAAGGCUGGCAAGAGGCAGAGGAAGACUGUCACAAUGCCUCCCCCAGUCCUCAAAGGAGCCAGCGACAGCAUCCCCACGGCCACCUCUCGGCUGCAGAAGCAGUUUGAGGAGGCUCAACAGCAACAGAAACUGCAGCAGAAGGCUCUCAUCAGAUUGGCGAAGACUCUGGACAGCUGGGUUGAGGAGGAGAAGCAGCCAGUCAGUCAGAACUUUGCCCGAAUCUUCUGUGAGAGGUUUGUCAAGUAUGUGACAGCAGAUCUGAGUGCAGCAUCAAUUCUGAGAGGGGGUGCUGCCCCGGGUACUCAUCCGCAGCCAAAUGCAGCAAAGACAGCUGCGAGGGAGCCGACUACCUGGGCGGGUGUUGCUCAGAGGGGGAAAAACUCUGCCCUCCCUGGGGUUGCCCCUGCCAAGACUGCGGCUUCCUCGGCAGGCAGGGCUAGUGGAGCUAGCCUGCAGCCCAAAAGCGCCAGUCAGCCAGGGGGCCCCACAGGGGGCACAAAACAGCAAGAGGACCCACGAGUCCUCGUCACCCUCCAGCCAGAGAAACGGGUCGCCCGGCUACAGCCAUAUGCUGUGCGGCAGGCAAUCGCUGCAAACAUUCAGGGGGUGGGGGAUGUGGCCAAUGUGCCGAAGGUGGAGCCCACCAGGACAGGUUGGGCGAUCACACCAAGCGACAGAGGCAUACGCGACGCUCUGACCACUGAGAAGGCAGUGGCUACUCUCUGUGAAGUCCUUGGCGCCACGGAGAUCCGGCUACCAGAGCGGUGGUAUAAUUAUGCUGUCCCAGGGGUCCCAGAAUUUGUCCAGGACUGGGAAGGGGCAAGAAUCCCCACAGACAAGAUGAUUGAGGGAGAGGUUCUGGCUCAGGCAAAGGUAAAGCCAGAUGCCAGGGGUUCUGCCACCCACCAAAGUGUGCGCGACUGGCAAGAUGCUCCAACUGCAGUGAGCCCACAAGCCAGCAUGAGGGGCCAACAGGCGCGGAGUGCAAGAGAGCGCCAAGAUGUGCCAACUGCUGCCAACCCUACCCAGCUGGGCAUCAGCACUGCCUGCCGCACCCAGGCGCGUGAAUGGCACCCUCAGGCGCCUAACUCAAAAAGAGCUAGCAGCUGUUCGCCGCCUUGGCGACAGGUGCCACAGGGAUGCUCAGGAGCGACAACCGCCGCCAGCACAGCCAGCACCAAUGGUCGCAGUGGUGGUACCUCCACCAACCACUCAGUCAACCCAGUCAACACAGCCCGCUGGGCUAGCACCCCGCAAGCGGGCGGCUACUCAGAGUUCCAUCACAUGCAGAUGGCAGGUCUGGAGGUCUUCAACCUCAUCCCGCAGGUGGACUUCGGCAGCAGCUCACCAAACCGCUGGGAUGACACUAACCCGGAGCAGCGAGAGGAGGAGAGGCCCCGGGUCAUGACAUAUGUACGCAAGGGCUCAAAGACAAGGGCACAGCAACACCGGUCUGUGCAAAGCAGGGAUCUGCUAUGGGUCAGUGUAAAUGGCUGCCACAUUCUCAAUGUGUACAGACAGCCUGGGACAGACGCAGUCAUGGACUAUCUGACCAAUCUGAGCCCACCAGCCCGCUGUCUGAUAGGUGGGGAUAUCAACGUACGGCAUGAUGCCUUUGAACCAGGGGCAGUGAAUCUGCACCGGGGCGGGGAGCUUGUCCAAUGGGCCAGUGAACAUGGGAUGGACUUUGUGGGAGAGAUAGGGGUUCCGACUCAUGCAGCAGGUCAUGUGAUUGAUCUCACCUUCUCCAAUGUGGCCUUUGCUUCCACUACAGUGCGUCAAGAUCUACACUGCGGCUCAGAUCACCAGUCUAUGAUCACUAUGCUGCCAACAACACCUCAAACACAGCUGAGUGAUGCUCGGAUCAAGAUCACAGACUCUCAGCUGGAGCCCUUUGCAGAUCUUGUCAGAGGUCUCAUGGUGGACAUGCCUUGCCCAGAGGGGGUUGGAAAUGUGGCACAGCUUGAUGAUCUGGCCCAGCACUUCACUCAGAGUCUUCUGGCUGCAGCUCAGGCAGUCAGUAAGCCAGCUCAACAAGGGCGGACCACAGCCCCCUGGUGGACAGCAGACUGCCGAAGAGCGCACCGAGAGCUCACCACUCACCAGACAGAGGCCGCGAAGCACCAGUUCAAGGAUGCAGUGCGCAAGGCCAAGCGUGCAUACUGGAGGCAGGUGAUCAAUGAGGCCAGAGAUGGUAGAGACCUGUACCGGGUGGUGGCAUGGCAUAAGCUGGAACCCAACCUCAGAGCACCCCCUCUGGUGAUUGGGGAUCAGGUCAUAGAAGAGACAGCCGCCAAAGCUGAGGCACUUCAACAAGCAAUUCUGAAGCGAUACAACUCAGCUGAUGAUCUGGAGUAUGACCCACUGGAUGAUGAGCACUGGAGCGGCAUGGGGAACCUGCCUUGGAACCCCCGGGUUGGGAUGGAGGAGAUGGAGCGCAACACCAUUGGGGUACAGAGCACCUCCCCAGGCACGGAUGGAAUCACAGUGCGGAUGCUCAAAGCAUGCUGGCAGCAUGUGUCUCUCUUUAUACAGCAGCUAUACAACUGCUGCCUCCGGCUCUGCCACUUCCCACGAGCCUGGAAACUGGCAGAGGUGGCAAUGAUACCCAAGGUGGGUAAGAGAGAUAGAAGCUCAGUCCGCUCCUGGAGGCCCAUUGCCCUGCUUUCAGUAAUCUCCAAAGGGCUGGAACGCAUCAUUGCAAGGCGACUGGCCUACACGGCACUCAUUCACGGCAUAGUCAGCCCACAGCAUGGGGGGGCGCUGCCCAGACGAUCUGCAAUGGACCUGGUAGCUGCUUUCACUCAUGAGGUGGAGGCAGCCUUCGCACAAAACAAGGAAGUGUCCAUGGUCACAAUGGAUGUGCAGGGUGCCUUUGAUGCUGUGCUGCGCAGGCGGCUGCUUCAGCGGAUGGCGCAGCAGGGGUGGCCACGCGAGCUGCUGCAGCUCAUUGACAGUUUCCUCACUGAACGCAGAGCUCAGGUCCGGCUGGAGGGGACCACCACAGCAGCACAUCAGAUGCAAUGUGGCACGCCACAGGGGUCUCCUUUGUCACCAAUACUGUUCCUUCUGUACCUGGCAGAGCUGCUGUGGCAAAACUCGGAGUUGCGCUUUGGCUAUGCGGAUGAUCUGAACAUCUGGCGGGCGACCCACUCACUUGACAACAAUGCCACCCUUCUCAGACAGGAUAUACAGAGUAUUCUGAGGUGGGGGGAGAUAAACAAGGUGGCCUUCGCACCAGAGAAACUUGAGAUGAUCCAUCUUACAAGAAAGCGACACAAUGAGGCACCAGCAGUAGUUGUGUCUGAGGAUCUCACUGUUCACCCUGUUACUGCCCCAGCUGGACAGGAGCCAGCACUUCGCUGGCUGGGUGUACACUUCGACAGAAGGCUCACCUGGAGACCACAUGUCUCCACCCGGGCAAAGAAGGCAAGGGCCGUGGCCCAGCACAUCCGGAGUCUGGGAAAGACCAGAGACGGGCCCCCAGCAGACGCUCUGCGGAAGGCGGUCACCACCUGCGUGGUUCCCUCACUGCUCUAUGGCACAGAGGCCUGGUACGGCGGCCGCACGCAGCCAGCAAGGCACACGGGCAGGAGUGGGGAGGUUAGCUCCCGCCUGGGAUGGCAUGUGGGGACAGUUGAGAAGGUACUUACUAUGGCAGCCAGAGGGGUCCUCCCAGUUUUCCGUACAACGCCCAUCGCUACCCUAUACCGGGAUGCUGGGCUCCCAUCAGCAAUGGUAGCUCUGGAGGAGGCCAAAAUUCGAUUCGCGACAAGGCUUCAGGUGGUGGAUGAGAAGCACCCACUGGCUUCACGGAUAGCACCUCCAAUGAUCACACGAGGAAGAGGGGCUGGAACCCGGCAGCGCUCAAAGACCAAGAUCCAGCGGUUGGGGGCGCUGCUACCUGCAGUCAAUAGACCCACACUUGCCAUCCCACACUACUCAGAGGGAUGCGGGACAGACCCCACAGAGGGUGUAGACAAAAAGAGUGCUGCUCAGGCAUUCAAGGAAUGGUGGAGAAGUCAACCCUCAACAGAUCUAUAUGUUUUCUCAGAUGGAUCAGAACGGAACCUUGACAACAGCAGGCAGGUGGGCUAUGGCUUCAUAGUCUAUCAGGGAAAUAAACAGCUGGCCAGCUUCUCAGCUGCGCUGAGCCCUAUGUCACAUGUCUUCGACGCUGAGGCAGUUGGUGCCUGCCGGGCAUUGGAGUGCGCCGUGAAGCUCCUACCUUGUGUCACAGAGGACAGCAGCAACCCUCAGAUCUGGCUCUGCCUCGACAACACCUCAGUCAUCUGGGGCAUACGGGGCAGUGCAGCAGCCUCCUCAAACUGGGCCUACAACCGCUGCCAUGAGCUCCUCAGACAGCACAAUGUCGGCCUGAAGUGGGCUCCUGGGCAUAUGGGGAUAGAGGGCAAUGAGGAAGCAGACCGCUUGGCUAAGCGGGCAGUCUCAUCCACUGCAGCCCCAGCCUAUGGUCUCGAGGCCACACCCAUAGUCAGUGGGGUCCGCACAGUGGCCAAGCAGCUCAGCCAAGAGGCAAGGCGAAAGUGGUGGAGUGGAGCCUGUGGCAAGCUCUCUGACUGGUACCGGGGCUGGAGUUUCAGCAGGCCGACUGUGGAGUACCAAGUGAAGGCCCCUCCGGAGCUCACCAUGCCACGGCAUGCCCUUCACCGCUGGCUCGCACUCCGCUCCUCUCAUGGGGACUUCUCCUGGUACCACAGGCGUUUCCAGCAUGCAGAUGCAAGGCUCACCUGUGUCUGUGGACACAACAAGAGCCCAGAACAUUUGGUGCUCUGUCGACACUCACAGAGGCACUUUCUUCACUGGCCCAAGAGGCCAGCAGCACGGCCACACAACCGGGCGACGGCGUUUGCCUAUCUAGGGUCUCUGACCCCUACAGACUUUGUAGAACUGCUGGACUGCACGCAGUUCUACACACGGUACUGCACAAGGUAA
Molecule: messenger RNA, 5052 nt
Organism: Histoplasma mississippiense
Lineage: Eukaryota; Fungi; Ascomycota; Eurotiomycetes; Onygenales; Ajellomycetaceae
Exons: 4
Coding region: 1-5052 (1683 amino acids)
Molecular function (GO): nucleic acid binding; RNA-DNA hybrid ribonuclease activity
Source: RefSeq, a predicted model, not a curated record